CCCCCCCCCCAACCCCCCAAAGGGCCAAGGCGUUGCCCGCGCCGCGCGUCCCCUCCCUAACGCGCUCGCCUGAUUCGCUUCGCCCCGCGAUUCCUCCCCACCAAUUCUCCAACCCAACCGAAUCGAACAUCUCAAAAUCCCCGCAAUCUUGCAUCGCGUUUGGCUCCGAAUCCACCUCCUUCGAUCCGGAAAUCCCCUGCCCCCUCCGAUUUUGCACCGAAUUCGCGUCGACCUCAAGAUCCGGCUCAGAUUUUAACCUGCCAUAUUCGCAUCGAAUCCUAGUUGCCAUUUUGAGAAGAUUCGGGCGCGAGCCGCAGAAAGUGAAUCGAAUGAAUCAGGCUCCUAGUUGAUGCUACCCGGCGAUGGAUCGCCGCAUCCUCAGGAGCGCGUCGUGCAACGGCAGCGGUAAGAACUCGGCCCCUUCCUCUCCGGCGGCGGUUUCACGGUCUGCGUCGGUCGUGGGCGCCGGCUCCAAGGACGACGCCGCUGCCGGCGAGCGCAAGGCGCUUCUGCCGCGGCAGCGGCCGCCCGGCGGCAUGGCGCGGAAGGGCCGCAAGGCGUCCAACCGGCGUGUGCAGUGGAAGGAUAGGCAUGGCAAGAAGCUCACCGAGGUCUUGGAGUUCCAACCUAGUGACUCAAGCGACUCUGAUGACGAAUAUAUGGAUACUUGCAUAUGCUCAAUCAUGUAAAUACCGCAGAACUAAAUCUCUGGGGCAUCUUGCACAGGUGGAUUCUAUAAUGUGUAUAAAGAGCUGUAUCUCAAUAUUACUGUCUUCGGCUUGGCCCUAACAGUGACAGUCAUGCAUACAUAAGUUCGUUCAAACAGACUCUGUCUGCCCUUCUCAACGCAAGGAAGUGCAUUUUGCAAUGAUGACCAAGCUGGUGGAUAAGCAGCAGUUGGAUCUGUUGGACAUUUAGCUGGCCUUAACUUGGAGUUACAUCAAAGUCCUAGAAAUGAUCACUGGUUACAAUAGUUAGACAGGAGAAAAGAAGCCAGGAAAGGAUGCCUUUCUUUGGUUUAUUUUUGGAUCCCACAUCAUCCUGAGUUUUUGGCCGAGUAAUGAUUUAUAUGAUAAUGCAAAUGCUAUUAGAAUCAGACACUACUAAUUCUUAUGCAUGAUUGAGAUCGAUUUUUGUCAAUAGUGUUUGAUGUAUUAACAUGGGAUGUUCCCUUUUGGAUAUUUUCCGUCAACAUCUGUUAUUCUAUUUACAGGAAUGGCUAGACUGCUGUUAAAAAGUGUAUUCUUCUUAACAAAGUAAUCAAUGGAAUUUCCUUCUUUGCAUCUAA
Panicum hallii is the source of this 1288-nucleotide messenger RNA. RefSeq lists its product as uncharacterized. The transcript has 3 exons. The record is from RefSeq and is a predicted model, not a curated record. Lineage: Eukaryota; Viridiplantae; Streptophyta; Magnoliopsida; Poales; Poaceae. Bases 363 to 689 code for a protein of 108 amino acids.